AACUACUUAAUUGUCGACUAUAGUCAUCUUGCGUGGGUUAAUACACCAAGAAACAAAGGUGGCCUCGGAAAUAUUACCAUUCCUCUUGUGGCCGACAAGAACCAUUCUAUUUCCAAAGAUUAUGGUGUUCUCAUCGAAGAAGAAGGAAUCUCACUUCGAGGAUUGUUUAUCAUUGAUGGUAAUGGUGUUAUUCGUCAGAUCACCAUUAACGAUCUUCCCGUAGGACGUAAUGUCGACGAAGUUCUUCGACUUGUCGAAGCCUUCCAAUUCACCGACGAGCAUGGUGAAGUCUGCCCAAUUGACUGGAGAAAAGGAGAUAAGACCAUUAUACCGGAUCCCAAGAAUUCUCAAGGUUACUUUUCUGAACAUUAUAAGCAAUAA
Messenger RNA from Acaulospora morrowiae, 381 nucleotides. The record is from the annotation of a GenBank genome assembly. NCBI's taxonomy places the organism in Eukaryota, Fungi, Glomeromycota, Glomeromycetes, Diversisporales, Acaulosporaceae.